Molecule: messenger RNA, 276 nt
Organism: Caenorhabditis briggsae
Lineage: Eukaryota; Metazoa; Nematoda; Chromadorea; Rhabditida; Rhabditidae
Exons: 2
Coding region: 1-276 (91 amino acids)
Source: RefSeq, a predicted model, not a curated record
AUGAUUCUCAAUGAGGAAGAGGAUGUGCAGAAUCAACUUCCAAUGUUCCCUGAGCAACAACCGAAAGUGCGUCUUGCAUCCAGAGAACAGAUUCUAGGGCUCAUUCUUUUUAAAGAUCCAUCAAGCCAGGCUGAAGGAUCUUCAAGGCAGGCAUCCUUUGACGAGACCAGUGAUCCAGAACGAUUCUUCAAGGAGUUGGAUGAAAGUUUGGAGAGCUUCUCAUCGUCUGCAUCAUCUUCAGAAUAUUCCACAUCUCCAGUUCUUACGAAACUUUGA